AUGGAUAUUCGUUCCCUUUCCAGAAAAGCGGACGCCGAAUUGGAUCAGAUUGAAAAGCAAAUAAAUGAACGAAAAGAAAUCGCUCGACGACUUGUUGGAACACACGACGAUGCGAUUUGUCAGAUAUGUCAGAAAACGAAAUUCGCUGACGGUAUUGGUCACAAAUGUUUCUACUGCCAACUGCGAAGUUGUGCACGUUGUGGAGGCCGAUCUCAGAGUAAGAGCAAGGCCAUAUGGGCGUGUUCAUUGUGUCAGAAACGACAGCAAAUUCUGGCGAAAACUGGCAAGUGGUUCCAACCGGAUGAAGCACAGCAUAAGCUGAGCAAUGCCGGACAGGAAAGCCCUUGUCAAAGCGUUAGCCCAACUCCAUCGUUUACACAGUCGUCGCAACCUGCGGUGUCACAACCCGCGCCUGUUUCAAUGCCCGUUCCUCAGGCUCAACGAGUUGAUGCGGCUAAGGUGGCACCAUCUCAGCAACCGUUGCCUCCUCAACAGCAGAGCACGGCAAGCUCAUCGCAGCCUACUCCAAAACCAGUUCAAGAAGCUCCUCGCUCUGGCGUGAACGGCCCAUCGUCGGAGAGACAACAGGAAAGGUUCGGGGAAGUACGAAGGCAAAACACGUUGCAGCGGCAGCCAAGCCUCACCGAUGACAAAUGUCGUCAGCAGGGAAACGGUGCGCUACCGCAGCAACAGUCAACGAUGCCAAGAGUAACGGAACCAAAUCGGACGGAACCUUCCCGACAAAGGCCGAAAACCAUGGUUGAACCAGACGAGACUGGAAAGUCAAAACUUGGCGAUAAACGAAGCUCUCAAAGUUCACGUGCUCGAGAGGAUAAAAGGCACAAAGAAAGCAGACCGGUGUUCUACACGGAACCUGACAGUCGAUUCGAGGACACUAAAAGUGACAGGUAUUCGGUUCAUGGUUUCUAUUAG
Molecule: messenger RNA, 933 nt
Organism: Ostertagia ostertagi
Lineage: Eukaryota; Metazoa; Nematoda; Chromadorea; Rhabditida; Trichostrongylidae
Source: the annotation of a GenBank genome assembly